Messenger RNA from Microsporum canis CBS 113480, 1038 nucleotides. RefSeq names its product quinone oxidoreductase. Gene Ontology annotation, molecular function: oxidoreductase activity. NCBI's taxonomy places the organism in Eukaryota, Fungi, Ascomycota, Eurotiomycetes, Onygenales, Arthrodermataceae. The transcript is spliced from 3 exons. The record is from RefSeq and is a predicted model, not a curated record. The coding region runs from base 1 to 1038 and encodes 345 amino acids.
AUGAAGGCAGUCGACGUCAAGAAUGGUGCUGGGUUUGCAUCCGAUCUCUUCAUCAACGACUCUGUCCCGAAGCCAGACCCGUCGCCAACCCAGUGUCUCGUCCGGGUGAAGGCGUUCGGGAUCAACCGCGCUGAUACCGUACAGCGAACGGGUUUCUACCCGCCGCCUCCAGGAGCAUCCAAGAUCCUAGGCCUCGAGUUCAGUGGGGUGAUCGAAGCUGUGGGCAAUGAUCAAGCUUCCACCGGUACGCAAUGGAAGGCCGGAGACGAGGUGUUUGGUCUGGUGUAUGGGGGAGCGUAUGCAGAGUAUGUCGAGGCGGAGAUGAAGCUGCUCAUUGCUAAACCAGCAGACUGGAGUUGGGAGUAUGCUGCUGGAGUAUGGUUUACAGCUCUGCAAGCCUUGUACUUAGUAGGAGGCUAUAACGCAGACACCACGCGGUCAGUUCUAUGGCAUGCUGGCGCAUCAUCGGUGUCUAUAGCGGGCAUCCAGUUAACCCGACUUGCAAACGCUUUGCGGUCAGAUGUCCCGCCUCCCAAAGUGUUUGCUACAGCCCGAAGCGACGAGAAAUGCGGCUUUUGCGUUCGGGAUCUGUCCUGCUCGGGUGCCGUCAAUACCAACACCCAUGGCAACGACUGGGCCGAAGAAGUCAAAAAGCUGAAUGAUGGGGAAGGUGUUGAUCUGAUCAUCGACUAUGUUGGUCCAACUUACUUCCAACCCAACCUGAAUCUUGCGGCAAGGGACGGUCGCAUCGUCUUAUUGGGUCUGUUAGCUGGAUCUAUCUUGCCGGAUAAGGUUGAUAUCCGUCCUGUCUUAAUGAAAAGAUUACGGAUCGAAGGCAGCACAUUGAGAUCGAGGGAUGUAAACUACCAGGCCAAGUUGCGGGAACUGUUCGAAGAGAAGGUCUUACCGGGCUUGCAAAUGGGGUCGUUCCAGCAUGUUGUGGACUCUGUGUUCAAGUGGGAAGAUAUCCAGAAAGCACAUGAACUGAUCGAGAGCAACAGAACUAAGGGUAAGAUCGUUUGCACGAUUGAUUGGUGA